CUGCCGAGCCGUGAUUGGAAGCCGCGGACGGCUUCUGGAGGCCAGCAGCACCGCCACUCUGGGCUGAGCCCGACCAGGGACCGGACGGCCGCUACUCCGCCGGCGGCUUCUGGCUCGCGUCCGGCCGGCCGUCCCUCUGCUGCUGGGAGUUGCCUUUUGGUCUGACCUGGUUCAUACACUAGCUGUUGAAGGACAUGAUUCAAACUGUCCCAGAUCCAGCAGCUCAUAUCAAGGAAGCAUUAUCAGUUGUGAGUGAAGAUCAGUCAUUGUUUGAGUGUGCAUACGGAACUCCCCACCUUGGUAAGACCGAGAUGACAGCCUCCUCUUCCAGUGAAUAUGGGCAGACAUCAAAGAUGAGUCCUCGUGUCCCCCAGCAGGAUUGGUUGUCACAACCUACAACCAGAGUGACCAUUAAGAUGGAAUGCAAUCCAAGUCAAGUUAAUGGCUCAAGGAAUUCCCCUGACAAUUGCAGUGUGGCAAAAGGCGGAAAGAUGGCCAGCAACACAGAAAAUGCUGGAAUGAACUAUGGAAGCUACAUGGAAGAAAAACAUAUUCCACCACCAAACAUGACCACCAAUGAACGGAGAGUUAUUGUACCAGCAGAUCCCACAUUAUGGAGUACAGACCAUGUACGCCAGUGGUUGGAAUGGGCCAUCAAAGAAUAUGGCCUUCCAGACGUGGACAUCUUGUUGUUCCAAAACAUUGAUGGGAAGGAAUUGUGUAAGAUGACCAAAGAUGACUUCCAGAGGCUCACACCAAGUUAUAAUGCAGACAUUCUUCUCUCGCACCUACACUACCUCAGAGAAACUCCUCUUCCACAUUUGACUUCAGAUGAUGUUGAUAAGGCCUUACAAAACUCUCCACGGUUAAUGCAUGCUAGAAAUACAGGAGGUGCAGCUUUUAUUUUCCCAAAUACUUCAAUUUACCCUGAAGCAACACAAAGAAUUACAACCAGGCCAGAUAUACCAUAUGAACCAGCCCGGAGGUCAGCCUGGACUAGCCACAGUCAUCCUGCCUCACAGUCAAAAGCUGCUCAAGCAUCAUCUUCAACAGUACCCAAAACAGAAGAUCAACAUCCUCAAUUAGACCCUUACCAAAUACUUGGACCAACCAGCAGCCGUCUUGCAAAUCCAGGGAGUGGGCAGAUACAGCUAUGGCAGUUCCUGUUGGAGCUCCUGUCAGAUAGUUCCAACUCUAAUUGUAUCACCUGGGAAGGCACCAAUGGAGAGUUCAAAAUGACUGACCCUGAUGAAGUAGCUCGGCGCUGGGGAGAAAGAAAAAGCAAACCCAACAUGAACUAUGAUAAGCUCAGCCGUGCUCUCCGUUAUUAUUAUGAUAAAAAUAUUAUGACUAAAGUCCAUGGUAAACGUUAUGCCUACAAGUUUGACUUCCAUGGAAUUGCUCAAGCCCUCCAGCCACAUCCUCCAGAAUCAUCCAUGUACAAAUAUCCUUCAGAUCUGCCCUACAUGAGUUCCUAUCAUGCCCAUCCCCAGAAAAUGAACUACGUUGCUCCCCAUGCUCCUGCUUUGCCUGUCACUUCCUCCAACUUUUUCGCUGGACCCACUCCAUACUGGAAUUCACCAACUGGAAGUAUCUACCCUAAUACUAGGCUUCCAGCCACGCACAUGCCUUCUCACCUUGGCACUUACUACUAAAAGAAGAAAAAUAUUUUUAAAGGACAUUUCUGCAUGGAAUACAAUGAACUGUAUUGGAGAACAUUUUUUUAAAGUGCCUAAAAGUGCCUUUCUUUUUUAAAAAAUAAGGAUUACUGGAGAGUAUUAAAGAUGCUACUAUGUAAAGAAUGUUGUCAUUGAAUCAACAGAUCAGACAUGAUGAAAUACUGUUAUACAUAAAAGUAUGUAAUGAUGAAGUGGGGAAUGGAAAAAAGUUUAUAAGCUUUUGUAUCAUGUUUGAUAUGCUAAUGCAAACUGGACUCUGCUAUAGCAAUAUAAGGAUGAUUCUAUUAUGACCUAAGAUAUACUAUGUGAACAUAUAAAUUUAUUUUAAAAGCCCUGUAUUUUUUUAACAAAAAUGCAGAACAGUUUCAUAAAUGUUUGUCUAGACCAGGACCUGGUUUUUUUUAAUGCAACAGUUUUAUUUGGGAUGAAAUUAAUACAUUCCAUUAAGAAGGGAUCACCUGUUUCAAACUGUGAAGACAAUGCAAGCUUAAGAUUCCUUGACAGUGUUAACAAGCUCUGAGCCAACCAUUGGGACUGAGAAUGUGCUGAAGGGCAAGUGUGUGAUUGUAAGGUAAGGGGCAAACCCAAGAGGAGUAAACCCUGCUGAAAUGAAGAAUGACUGCACAAGAGCGCUACUGUAGUGCUGUGUCGACGCAUUAAUAGAAAGGGGUAAGAGGAGGACAAAGGUAAUAAGAGUAAAGGAGAUAUUUUGUCUGGAAAUGUGGGAAACUGAAAACUGGACAGUUUUUGAACUUCGAAGAAUUACUUGUUUGGACUUGAGAACUAUUGUGUUCAGUAUUAUGCCAUUUUCAGUGUUAUCAAGGACUUGAUUUUUUUUAAGUCCAAAAGAGGAAGGUAGUAGUAUCAGAGUAUGCAUUUCUUUAUCAAAAUGUAAAACUGGAAUUGUUUUAUACUUAAAAGUGACAUUUAGACCUCAUCUUAAGGGAAUUUGUUUUCUACUGGUUAAAGGUCAGAGACAAUCCCCAGUUGCCAAAGUUGGAAAUCAUAUAGUUAUUUUUGUUAGGCAGUGCCCAUUUUUCUUUUCUGAGUCGCGAACGCUGUGCGUUUGUCAGAAUGAAAUAUACAAGUCAACAUUAUUUUUUCUUUUUAUAUAAUAAUUAUAUAACUUAUGCAUUUAUACACUACGAGUUGAUCUCGGCCAACCAAAGGCAUAGAAAGGGACAAUCAGAAAUAUUGUGGCCUUGAAUUUUAACUCUGUAUGCUUCAUGUUUACAUUAUGAACUUAACUAGUAGUAGAAUGUAUGUAAUAAAAUAAGCUUGCCGCAGCAUGGCAAUUCUCAUUGA
This is a messenger RNA of Sphaerodactylus townsendi, 2984 nucleotides long. RefSeq names its product ETS transcription factor ERG (gene ERG). Bases 195 to 1655 code for a protein of 486 amino acids. Gene Ontology annotation, molecular function: DNA-binding transcription factor activity, RNA polymerase II-specific; sequence-specific DNA binding; protein binding. Gene Ontology annotation, biological process: regulation of transcription by RNA polymerase II; cell differentiation. The record is from RefSeq and is a predicted model, not a curated record. Gene Ontology annotation, cellular component: nucleus. Lineage: Eukaryota; Metazoa; Chordata; Lepidosauria; Squamata; Sphaerodactylidae. The transcript has 11 exons.